UGCAGCAGCCAUUGCCCUGCCCAACCUCUCCCAUACCCCAUACUGCACCAUGUUGGUUGGUACCCCCCAGCUGCUAACACUGGAUGAAGCUGAUUCCAUCUGGACCCUCAUCAAGGAUAAGGUCAUCGAGGAGCGCUUUGGGCCCAGCAUAGUGGCAGUACCUUUCCUGUCGGAUGCAGCCUGCUAUGACCUACUGGGGGUGCUAGUGAAACAGUCUCGCCCAGCCCACACCCGCCUGGCUUUGCCAGGUCGCCAGGGCCGGCGGGCACUGCAACCAGUAGGGCCACUGCCAAGCCUUCUAGAGCAGGCAAACUCUGAAGGUGUUUUUGCCCACUGUACCAGAGAAUACUCACCAAAUGGCCAAGCAGAGAUAACCUAUGAAGAGAUGCGACUGUUGGAUGGGCAGCCCUGCCGGAUCCACCUACAUUUGGGUGGUCUGCGUAAGAAGGUGGCCUUCCUGAUGCUACCACCAGGGCAGGUGAGCCUACAGCAGACUCUUCCUUGGCUCCGAAGUACCCACAGCAUCUAUGUCAUCUACCAGAUCUUCUCCUGCACAUGGCUGCAGCUGGGGUUAUUGCCCACAGCUCGUGAGCCCCAGCUGCUCCGGUUGCAGCGGUCACUGCCUGUUGCCUUCUCCUGUCUCAAGUUUUCACUGCAGCCUAAGGGUGUACUGGGACCACAGAAGCCUCUGACAAAGGACCCUUUGCCCCAUGGGGCCAACUGGGUCAGACCUAACCUCAGUAUCAUGCCACCUCUGGCCCCCACAUCAGUCCCUGCUGAUAUCCCCGAAGCUGCUGCUGUGCCCCAACCUGUACCAGCCCCACCUACACCACCUCCCCAGGAAGGGCCAGAGGGCAGACCCAGAUUCUCCUACAAGGGCCGAAACCCCUUCCGGAGGAGACCACUGAUGCUGUCAGAAAACUGGCUCUUCAGCCCCCGCAGCCCCCCACCAGGAGCCCAGGGUGGGGGCCCCGGGGACCCCGACCGGCACUCCAUGUCCCUGCCCCUGCUGCAGGGUCUGUCCUCGGAGUUCGACAGCGACGACUGAAGCUGAGGCAAGAGAUGCAGGGGGCAAGGCCCCCAAAAUCUGGCAUAGGGAUACUGGUUCCCAAUAAACACCAGCUGCUGCUCCCCCAAA
This is a messenger RNA of Orycteropus afer afer, 1138 nucleotides long. It is a transcript of the gene CUNH11orf42, whose product is annotated as chromosome unknown C11orf42 homolog. The record is from RefSeq and is a predicted model, not a curated record. NCBI's taxonomy places the organism in Eukaryota, Metazoa, Chordata, Mammalia, Tubulidentata, Orycteropodidae.